AUCCACUAGAAGUAGAAGGUACUAGAAUAACCUCGUCAAACACAUUCACAACAACUCACAAGUCAAGCGAGUAAAGAGAGACCCCAGGGUUAGCGCCCACAGUAAGAGAAAACCUUAGAAAACAAAACAACACAACGCGAAGCUUCGCACAGAGCUUGAGUAGCAGUAGUUAGAGUGUGAGUGGAGGAGAAGGAGAAAAAUUGAAAGAGUAAUGGACGCUUCGAAGCUGAACCAAUUGAAGCAUUUCAUUGAACAGUGUAAGUCCAAUCCUUCCGUCCUCGCCGAUCCUUCCCUCUCCUUCUUCCGCGACUACCUCGAAAGCCUCGGAGCGAAGCUACCAGCAUCUGCUUACUCCAAAUCGAGAGAUGUGGAGAGUGAUGAUGAUUUUGAGGAUGCUGGAGACGAGGAACAACCCAAGGUGGAUGAAGUAGAAGAGGAGGAAGAUGACGAGAUUAUUGAAUCUGAUGUUGAGCUCGAGGGUGAAACCGUUGAGCCUGACAAUGAUCCCCCGCAGAAGAUGGGAGACGCUUCUGUUGAGGUCACUGAAGAGAAUCGUGAUGCUGCGCAGUCUGCCAAAGCUAAAGCCAUGGAAGCAAUUUCUGAAGGCAAGUUCGAGGAGGCAAUUGAGAACUUGACCGAGGCAAUCUUGCUUAAUCCUACAUCUGCCAUAAUGUAUGCCACCAGAGCCAGUGUUUACAUCAAAAUGAAGAAACCAAAUGCUGCGAUCCGUGAUGCAAAUGCUGCUUUGCAGAUCAAUCCCGAUUCUGCUAAAGGCUACAAGUCGCGUGGUAUAGCACGGUCAAUGCUUGGUCAGUGGGAAGAGGCUGCAAAGGAUCUUCAUGUGGCUUCAAACAUUGAUUAUGAUGAGGAAAUAAGUGCUGUACUUAAGAAGGUGGAACCAAAUGCUCACAAGAUUGAGGAACACCGACGGAAGUAUGAAAGGCUGCACAAGGAAAGAGCGGAGAAAAAACUUGAGCGUGAGAGGCAAAGACGUCGUGCUGAAGCUCAGGCUGCAUAUGAGAAGGCUAAGAAGCAAGAUCAAUCAUCUUCCAGUAGAAACCCCGGAGGCAUGCCUGGUGGGUUUCCAGGAGGCAUGCCUGGUGGGUUUCCAGGUGGCAUGCCAGGGGGUAUGCCCGGAGGCUUCCCAGGAGGGAUGCCGGGAGGCUUCCCGGGAGGAAUGGCAGGUGGAGUGCCUGGAAAUGUUGAUUUUAGCAAAAUCUUGAAUGACCCUGAGCUAAUGGCGGCAUUUAGUGAUCCGGAGGUCAUGGCUGCACUACAAGACGUUAUGAAGAACCCUGCUAACUUGGCUAAGCAUCAGUCAAAUCCUAAGGUCGCUCCGGUCAUUGCGAAAAUGAUGAGCAAAUUUGGAGGUCCCAAUUAAACAAUUUCCGAACGUGAACAUCUUUAUCUUAUUUUUCAGUCUUUCAGGUCUCUUGUCUUGCAUAUUUAGUAUUUAUUUGCGUUUUCAUGAAAUUACAUAAAUCUCUCGUCAUUUGUAAGUACGAGUUUUAAGUUGAGAUGUUUAUAGCUCUUACUAGUUGUGGUAAUUGUCAUCAGCACUGUAAUUUUUUUAGAGAAUUUGAAUGAUAAAAGCUGAGAUAUCUCUCAUUUUUAAGGAAAAAAGUGGGGUUGGGGGAUGUGUUAGACAUCGACUUUAGGGCUC
Arachis duranensis is the source of this 1663-nucleotide messenger RNA. RefSeq names its product FAM10 family protein At4g22670. Gene Ontology annotation, molecular function: protein dimerization activity; Hsp70 protein binding. The record is from RefSeq and is a predicted model, not a curated record. Bases 212 to 1381 code for a protein of 389 amino acids. NCBI's taxonomy places the organism in Eukaryota, Viridiplantae, Streptophyta, Magnoliopsida, Fabales, Fabaceae. The transcript is spliced from 11 exons.